UAUUGGAUGUAUUGGAUGUAUUGGAUGUAUUGGAUGUAUUGGAUGUAUUGGAUGUAUUGGAUGUAUUGGAUGUAUUGGAUGCCAAAUACAACAUCGCCGCUUCAUCGGAACCAUUGUGGAAUAUCACUGUCGGUACCAUGGUGUCUGGGAUGGAUGAUGGCGGCGCAAUUUGCGUGGCUGACCGUUUGCAUGUUCAGUAUCGGAAUGUGA
Messenger RNA from Polychytrium aggregatum, 210 nucleotides. RefSeq lists its product as uncharacterized. The transcript has a single exon. The record is from RefSeq and is a predicted model, not a curated record. The annotation marks the transcript as partial. Lineage: Eukaryota; Fungi; Chytridiomycota; Chytridiomycetes; Polychytriales.